UUUAGCGUUCGAGAAGCAAAGUUGUGUUGAAUUACGGUCAUACGUUUAAGUAUUGACGCUAUUUGUCUCUAUCUUUUUCUACUGAUUAAAUAGAGACAGCAAUAGUCAAAACGUUAACGUAUGAUCGUAAUCAUAUGGCGUAAUUCGACCAGUUUUGAGAAUCGUUCGAAGUUUCAUUUUUGUCAAACAGAAGGCUUCGUGAUUCUUCUGCGGUACAAUCGAAAACGGCAUAGUAACAUAUCUAAUGCAAAUAAUAUGAGGUACCUACAUUUGCUCAGCCCGGACAUUGCAAAGUUAAAUAAGUAAUUAAAUGGACGACUGGGUCGCACGCUCUUACACUUACGAUUUUAAAAUGUGUGUCACUGUCUUAAUCGUCGUCUUCCUAGCGAUAUGUCUACUUGAUGUCUUGUGGAAAAAAAAACGAAUCUCGAGAUUAAAAAAUAUACCCAGUCCCAUUUCUUUGCCUCUUAUUGGAUGUAUUUGGAUAUACAUUGGGAAAAAACCCGAUGGUAGAAAAUCCUCAAAAAUAUAUCUAAUAACUUUGGCUAGGGAUCUUCCUAAAAAAUAUGGCAAUACAUUCAGAGUUUGGAUUUUUAACAUACUUGCUAUUUACACAUCAGACUUGAAAGAUAUCCAAGAUAUCUUGAGCAAUAAAGCUGUGACAAAAAAGAAUAGAAUGUAUUCCAUGCUACAUGAAUGGCUUGGUGAUGGACUGCUAGUAAGCCAUGGUCCAAAAUGGUGUACACGAAGAAAAAUAAUAACACCGACAUUUCACUUCAAAAUUUUGGAACAAUUUGUUGAAAUAUUCGAUCGUCAAAGUAGUAUUUUGGUGAAAAAGUUAAAAGCACAUGCAAAUGGGCAGACUCCUUUUGAUGUUCAUGAAUACAUUGGACUAGCCACGCUGGAUGUCAUCUCUGAAACAGCAAUGGGUACAACUAUAAACGCUCAAACCGACGAAAACUGCGAAUACGUAAAAUUACUGACAAAAGUAACAGACAUCUUUGUGAAGCGCUUUAUCAAUGUUUUCUAUAGAAACGAUCGCCUUUUUGCAAUAUUAGCUCCAAGGCUCAAAAAAGAGAAUGAUAAAGUAGUCAACAAGUUACAUGCAUUUACUGAUGCUAUCAUAAAAAAACGCAAGAAAGAACUUCAUCAACAACAAAAUUUAAAAGAAACUGAACUAGACACAAAGCAGCGGAUGGCAUUUCUUGAUGUACUACUAUUAUCGACUGUUGACGGGAAGCCACUAUCAAAUACCGACAUUCGUGAAGAAGUCGACACAUUUAUGUUUGCUGGCCAUGACACAACCAAGUCUGCAAUAGGAUUCACCUUAUAUUGCAUUUCAAGGAGUCCCGAGGUACAACAAAAACUAGUUCAGGAAAUAAAUGAUGUCAUAGGAUUAGAUGUCGAUAAAGAGAUUACCUACAGACACUUAAUGGAUCUCAAAUAUACUGAGAAGGUUAUCAAAGAAAGUUUACGGGUUUAUCCAACAGUUCCAUUCAUCGGAAGGCAAACUCUCGAAGAUUGCAUCAUAAACGAUAAAUUCAUUCCCAAAGACACAACCAUACUCAUACCAUUGGUUGUUCUAAUGAAGGAUCCACAGAUUUUUCCAGAACCAGAGAAAUUUCUGCCUGAACGACAAACCCCUGACAAUCCCUAUGCAUUUUUACCAUUUAGCGCUGGACCGCGCAACUGCAUUGGGCAGCGAUAUGCGAUGCUCGAAAUUAAGGCAAUUGUAACAAAAAUUCUCAGACAUUAUGAACUGUUGCCAUUCGGAGCACCCGUACAACCAACUAUAAGUGUUGUAUUAAAUUCAAAAAACGGCUGGCAAAUGGGAUUUCGUGUGCGAGAUAAAAAUUAAAAAAAUACAUCAUCAAUCAA
Messenger RNA from Episyrphus balteatus (marmalade hoverfly), 1878 nucleotides. RefSeq names its product cytochrome P450 4d2-like. Gene Ontology annotation, molecular function: iron ion binding; monooxygenase activity; heme binding. The record is from RefSeq and is a predicted model, not a curated record. The transcript has 6 exons. The coding region runs from base 311 to 1858 and encodes 515 amino acids. NCBI's taxonomy places the organism in Eukaryota, Metazoa, Arthropoda, Insecta, Diptera, Syrphidae.